GUCCGGCUAAGAGGCCAGCGUGGGGCGUGCCCGGAGCCGGCGCGGGGUCGUACGGGGCGGCCGCGCGCACGCAGGGGGCGUGGCUGCGCUGAGGGAUCGGGACCCGAGCGCUGUGCUGCUCUGAGCCGGCGUCGCUGACUUGGACCCGAGGGUGGCACUGGGACUCGCCGUCGGAGGGAAGCCAUCUGCACUGCCUGGCCGCACAUCCCUGGACCUUCUUCGCGGGCUCCUCGCGGAGCCGCAGAUUGCCUCGGAUGGUGGUGCGUCUGACAGUCCCAUCAACUCUUCUCAGCUCUCCUGAGGCCGCAGCUGUCAGCUCCCCUGACCCUCAGCACUUGCCUGGAAUGCCGGGGUCUGCCACGCCCCUCUUCAGCCCAUCUCUGUUCCGUUGUGUCUUGUGUGCUGCUCCUGCCCACCCUCCCCUCUGCACCGGCUCUCCCUUCCUCCUCCCUUCUUGUAGUUGGUGCAGCAGCUGCCUCCGCUCCCAGCAUGCUUUGUGGCCGUCACCGUCGGCAGGGUCCUUGCAGUGCCAUCCGGGCAGCAGCCACUUAGGCCAGUACACACUCUUGGCCACAGAUGGACCGGGCUUCCCCUGGGGUCACGUACACUGCCCUUAGUGGACCCCUGGAUUGAGCGGCCCUGCUGUGGGGACCUGUGUGUGUGCACAUGACCAUGGAACAGGAGAGCACACCCAGUGAUGUUCCUGGUGGUGACUGCACCCCCACCCGCAUGGCGGCCCCGCCGCCACCAGACCCCCAGUUUGUCCUCCGAGGCACCCAGUCAGCAGUGCACGCGCUACACUUCUGCGGAGGAGCCCAGGGGCAAGGUCACCCACUGCUCCUCUCUGGGUCCCUGAGUGGGCUGGUGCACAUCUGGAGCCUGCAGACACGGAGAGCAGUUGCCACCCUGGAUGGCCACGAAGGCCAAUGUGUGACCUGGCUACAGACACUGCCCCAGGGGCACCAGCUCCUCAGCCAGGGCCGGGACCUGAAGCUGUGCCUAUGGGACCUGGGAGAGGGCAGAAAUGCUGUGGUGGAUUCCGUGCGCCUGGAGAGCAUCGGCUUCUGCAGGGGCUCUGUCCUGGCGAGGGGCCAUCAGCACUGGACGCUGGCCGUGCCAGGGAGAGGCAGUGAUGAGGUUCAGAUUCUGGAGAUGCCAUCCAAGACGUCAGUGUGCACCCUAAAGCCAGAGGCAGAUGCCAAGCCGGGCAUGCCCAUGUGCCUGGAGCUGUGGCAGGCCAACUCCAGCCCCCGCCCGCUCCUCCUGGCUGGCUAUGAGGAUGGAUCGGUGGCCCUGUGGGACGUUUCCGAGCGGAAGGUGUGCAGCCGCAUUGCCUGCCACACAGAGCCCGUCAUGGCCCUUGACUUUGACUCCCAGAAGGCCAGGGGCGUCUCAGGCUCCGCAGAGAAAGCGCUGGCUGUCUGGAGCCUGGAUGAGCAGCAGGCCCUGCAGGCACUCAGGACUCAGGAACUCACCAACCCUGGAAUCGCUGAUGUCAAGAUCCGGCCAGACCGCAAGAUCCUGGCCACUGCAGGCUGGGACCAUCGCAUUCGUGUGUUUCACUGGUGGACAAUGAAGCCCCUGGCUGUGCUGGCCUUCCACAGCGCUACCGUCCACUGUGUGGCCUUCGCCACUGACGGCUUGUUGGCUGCGGGAUCCAGGGAUCAGCGCAUCAGUGUCUGGUCACUCUACCCACGCACGUGACUUGCCCGCUCCCUUGUCAGGAUGUGUGGAGGGCAGGGAGGUGGGCGCCCGCACUCCAGCCUGACCCAGGUGUGUGGAAACCAUAUGUGGGGACCCUGAGGAUGGCAAGUCGCGGGUUCUCUUCCAGUUACGAGAAGAGCCCAGUCCAUGGAGUCUUUGCUUUCUGCACGAGGCUUGUGUUUCCUUUCAUGAAAUACAGCAUCUGUACAACUGGC
This is a messenger RNA of Equus caballus (horse), 1919 nucleotides long. RefSeq names its product G protein subunit beta 1 like (gene GNB1L). Gene Ontology annotation, molecular function: protein binding. The record is from RefSeq and is a predicted model, not a curated record. Lineage: Eukaryota; Metazoa; Chordata; Mammalia; Perissodactyla; Equidae.